UUCUAUUUCGUGUAUAUACACACGAUAGGAAUACUAUUAAAAAAAGGUUUCGAUGUAAAUUCCUCACUAGAGAUAAAUCAUGGGAAGAAGAUUAGUGACGCAUAAUAAUAUGGUUAAAAGAUGUGCUCAUUUAGUGCAUAGCAAACGUAUGCAUAAACGGGUUUAUCAUCAGUAUCGCAGUGUGAAUAACAAAGAAUCGAAGCAUAAUAGAGUAGAGAUGGUAAACAGAGGCAUGAUGGCUAGAUUCCAUACCAGAAAACUAUCUCUCAGGAUCAUCACUUUCUACACCAUUUUCACAUUCGCGUUCUCCGUCUCCAUCUUCUUCAUCUAUGUAAGGACCUUCAUAGCCGAUGAAGAUCAAUCGCAUGAUCCAUUUUCUCAUCAAUCUCGAUCUCACAAGGUGCCGGAUUCGCCUCGGUACAAGUACAACGAACAGCUCUGGGAUUCUCCUUAUAGUCAUGGCUUUCACCCCUGCGUCAAGCCAACUGCUAAGUAUAAAGGUGUCCAACAAUUUGAUCGCUACAUGUCUGUUAGAAGUAAUGGUGGACUAAAUCAAAUGCGAACUGGUAUAGCAGACAUGGUAGCUGUGGCACAUAUAAUGAAUGCAACUUUAGUCAUCCCUCAAUUGGAUAAACGUUCAUUCUGGCAAGACUCGAGUGUAUUCUCAGACAUAUUCGAUGAGUUUCAUUUCAUUGAAUCCCUGAAAGGAGAUAUCAGGAUUGUUCAGGAACUUCCCAAGAAUUUGGAAGCAGCCCCCCGGGCUAGGAAACACUUCACUUCCUGGGCUGGAGUUGGUUACUAUGAAGAGAUGACAAAGUUAUGGAAUGAGUAUCAGGUGAUACAUGUUGCGAAAUCAGAUUCUCGACUUGCAAACAAUGAUCUUCCUCUAGACAUCCAGAGGUUGAGAUGCCGUGCGAUGUAUCAUGCUCUUCGAUUUUCUCCUCCUAUUGAGAAUCUCGGAAAGAGGUUGGUGGAUCGGCUGAGAUCACGCGGGGAAAGAUAUAUUGCUCUCCAUCUGAGAUAUGAGAAAGAUAUGUUGUCUUUUACUGGUUGUGCUUAUGGUCUGACAGAUGCAGAAUCUGAAGAGCUGAGAAUUUUAAGGGAGACUACUAAUUAUUGGAAAGUAAAAAAGAUAAACUCAACAGAGCAGAGAAUUGGAGGAUUUUGUCCACUGACUCCAAAGGAGGUUGGCAUUUUCCUUCAAGCUCUUGGGUUUCCCCCAUCAACACCAAUAUACAUUGCUGCAGGGGAGAUCUAUGGUGGCAAUACUCAUCUAUCAGAGCUCUCUUCCCGCUUCCCUAAUCUAAUCUUUAAGGAAUCCCUUGCAACUCCUGAAGAGCUGAAAGCUUUCAACAAUCAUGCAUCUCAAAAUGCUGCAGUUGAUUACAUAAUCUCUGUAGAGAGUGAUGUAUUUGUUCCAUCAUAUUCAGGAAAUAUGGCACGAGCUGUUGAGGGGCACCGCAGGUUCUUAGGUCACCGCAAGACAAUUGACCCAGACAGGAAAGGGCUUGUUGGAAUCUUUGAUAAGCUGGAAACUGGAAGGCUAGUAGAAGGAAUGGCACUGUCACAAAUGGUGCAGCGGAUGCACAAGAACAGGCAAGGAGCUCCAAGGAAAAGACAAGGUCCAUUGCCGGGAGUUAAAGGCCGGGCACGUUUCAGGACUGAAGAGUCCUUUUAUGAAAAUCCAUACCCAGAGUGUAUAUGUGGUUCGAGAAGCAAACUAGAAAGAACGUGAAGAGAAACCAAACUGCAGUUCCAGUUCCAGUUCCAGUUCCAAUCUAAAACCUUUGUAGGGUCUUGUUUACCUGUCAAGUUGUUUUAGAUAGACUAAUUGUAACUAGUCAUUUCCGACACACAUGGUUCCUCAGGCCUGUCUGUGCUUUGAAGCAAUGUGGUCGCAGGGUUUUUGGAAAUCCAUACGAUCAAAUCCAAUGUUGACAGCCUAACUCCUUAGCUGUACUCGAGCCAUUCACGUCAAGUAGCAUCGAGCCAUUGACCUUUAUAUCUUAAUUCAUAGAGAGAAUAGACCCCACUCCCUUACAAAAAAGAACUCUAGUCUCCAGGUGAAGCCAUUGGAAAGGCAAGCUGUAAGUUACACAUUGUAAAGUUUAAUAACUUCAGAUGUUUGGUUAUGUUUGACAAGCUAAUCUCAGUUUGAAUUUUAAUGGUGAA
Lathyrus oleraceus (garden pea) is the source of this 2172-nucleotide messenger RNA. RefSeq names its product O-fucosyltransferase 38. Gene Ontology annotation, cellular component: nucleus; cytoplasm. The coding region runs from base 80 to 1735 and encodes 551 amino acids. The transcript has 11 exons. NCBI's taxonomy places the organism in Eukaryota, Viridiplantae, Streptophyta, Magnoliopsida, Fabales, Fabaceae. The record is from RefSeq and is a predicted model, not a curated record.